GAAUGGCUACUCUGAUUGAAGCAGUGCAGGAAGGCAACCCAGAGGCAGUAUUCACUCACUUAAAGCGAGGGGCGGAUCCUAAUGAGUGUACUAGACUUGGCCUGUCAAGUCUUCAUCUGGCGGCUGUGCACGAUGAAACGGAGAUAGUGAAAUCCUUGAUAAAGUUUGGUGGAAAUGUGAACAAGUUGACAGGUUGGGGCUCCAGUGUGCUCCACAUGGCUGCCCACCGCGGAGCCCUCUCCAUUGUCAUUGCACUGCUGGAACGGGGUGCUGAUGUCAACAUACGUGAUGAUAACUGUGACACUCCUUUACAUCUUGCUUGUUCUGAGGGUCACACCGAUAUAGUGAGGGAGUUAUUAAAGGCGGGUGGUGACACAAAAGUAAAGAAUAAUGCUGGAAACACAGCCUUUGAGGAGAGUUUAGAAAGUGACAACUCCGCAGAACUUCUCAGUGUUUUAGAUUCGGCUAACCCCAAAUCUCAAGUCCCAGAAGAGUUGCCUCCUCUUUUGGAAGGAUGCACGCCUCUGUUAAACCAAACAGAGUUCGUGCCUGACUUUGACGUACCCACCAAUGAAAGCUAUUCCAGUAUUAUAGACCAGUUCUCACUCCCAGGUGGAAAGCUCUCUGAGUUUGACGAAAAACCACCGAGUGAUUUAUUACAAAGUUACACAGGCACUAAGUCAAUGAACCAAGCUCAAAAGUUCUCCUUUGUUAAAACAGAUAGACAAGACAAGAUUGAGCAACCUGACCUAGCGAGAAUACUAUCAACGAAACUUACUUUAGGGCAGAGUUUUUCAGGAAGUAUAGAUUUGUUAACGGCAUCGUGUUCUUUAUCGCAAAUGCUAAACUUCGAGAAUAAAAGUAUUACUGGUAACAGUAUUGACAGCGCAGUGUACCGUGAAACGUACGAACUCUUCAAACAGAUAAACUCUGGUACGCAUGACCCAGGUGAAGAAAUAGGGGACAUCAACCCAACAUUUCCGUCAAACAUGGGGGACUUUACUAGUUCUAUGAGCAACGGGUCCGCUCUCAUGUCUCAAGGGUUGAAGUCUCAGCUUGGUGAUAGCUUUCUUCAUAGCUCCGUUAACAGCUUUUCGGUGUACGGCACAAAAGAAUCCUGUAACACUGCUGACAGUACACCUAUUAUAAAGAAGGAGCCUAGUUCCUUCAGCCCUCCUUCCCAAAAUCAAGUAGAUCACCUUAUAUCAGACCUGUCCCCGGUCCUGCAACACGCUACUGUGUCCGCUGUUAAAGCCGCUCUGGUUAACAUAGCAAGAAGUGUACCGCCUCCCUGGCCUGAUGAGUCUGGAGCUAUCGAGGUUUCUAAGGGAGAAUGGUUGUACGGGGAAGACUAUGUGCUGGUUUCUAACACCCCCCUCAACGUACAAAAUGUGCACGAAAGAGAAGGAAGUUGUUCCCUUGUAUUUAAGAUCCUGCACCAACACUACGGCCCGCUGGUUCUUAAAAUGAUGGUAAAUCUGCUGAACCAAUCAGAGCACGAUACCGGUCAAAGUGGAACUAUAUUUCUGAAGAAACAGUUUAGCGCUGAACACUCUGUCCCUGUUUCACUACCUUAUCAUCCUAAUGUUGUUCAGAUGUUACACUCUUACAACGCGUCUACCACCCCUUUCAAACGGUAUUUGCCCCUGCUGGUACCCUCUGGGCUGGAUGUAGAUGUGGACAUGGCGAGCAGGACCUCGUUCCUAGCGAUGAGAGAAUACCCUUUUAGUCUGAAGAACUUUGUUAAUAAAUUUGUGGAACAGAAAGUGAAACUAGCCUUCAUGGAUAAGGACCGUAUAGCAGAAGAGCUCCACCUCGUCCUCCUCCUGCUAAUACAGUGCUUGUUCAUGCUACACCACAUGAAGAAACACAAUGUGGUGCACAGGGAUAUUAAACUUGAUAACUUUAUGAUGCGACACUCUGGCCAGGUGAUACUGAUUGAUUUUGGUUGGGCUGUUAACUUGAAUAAUUCUGAUGGUUCGCCCGCAAUAGCUACUGAUAAAAACGAAAUAAUCGCAGGUAACCCAGUAGCAUGGUCUCCUGAAAUUAGUUUCCAUCACAACAGUUUCAAUGAACCUGUACUGUUCAGCAGUGUAUAUGAUAAGAGCGAUCUCUAUACCUUAGGCAAGACGUUUCUAUCAGUGUUUGAAGUGUUAGGAUUUGUUGAGAAAGACUCCUCGGGAUUUGCUCAGUGUCCUGUCGACUUAGCUUCAGUGCCUCAUCUUGUUGAGAGUAUCUCACUGCUUCAAGACAUGACAUUGUCUAGUCCAGAUCAAAGAAUAUCGGUUACCAGUACUCUACUUUCACUUGGUGCUGCGCUCUUCUUCCCCGGCUGUGAUACUCCUGCUCAGAUAUUGUCUCAGUACAUAAAGAUGACCCUGUCUGAUUCCACAUCUCAUAGUCACGCUGUAACGGAUAUAGAGACUUUAGCUGUUGUAAAAUCACUCCACGCAAUUGUCGGAAAACAGUUCAUUUCAACGGUAACACCCGAGGAUUUGAUUGGGGCUUGUAUCCCCCGUGCAGCAAAUGCUGUUUCCUGAUUGGUUGGUUGGUGUCACGUGAGAUGCAUUCUGUGUUCUUAUUGGCUAGUUGAGGUAACAUGAGGCCAACGCUGUGUUUUCAUUGGGUUUGGUUGCUGCCACGAAGUAAGAUUGGCACUUUGCAAUCUGAAGCUGGACUCCAUUCUGAUUGUUUAUGGAAUGAGGUAUAUCUUGUCCCUUCUUCGAUCCUGUAUAAACAUUUUGACGAUUUUCAUGAACAUUUUGAUAACUGACGUUUUUGCCUGUUUUGCAAUUUGAGUUUCAUUCUUUGAAUUCCCGAUGUAUCACCUUUUUAGCUUUGUUAAAUUGUACGAUUUUCAUUUGAUAAGUUCAUAAUCAUGAUUUAUUGUAUUUCAAACUUUU
Bolinopsis microptera is the source of this 2903-nucleotide messenger RNA. RefSeq lists its product as uncharacterized. The transcript has 21 exons. The record is from RefSeq and is a predicted model, not a curated record. Gene Ontology annotation, cellular component: nucleus. NCBI's taxonomy places the organism in Eukaryota, Metazoa, Ctenophora, Tentaculata, Lobata, Bolinopsidae. Gene Ontology annotation, biological process: protein phosphorylation. Gene Ontology annotation, molecular function: protein binding; ATP binding; protein kinase activity. Bases 3 to 2540 code for a protein of 845 amino acids.